Messenger RNA from Theileria equi strain WA, 4560 nucleotides. Its product is annotated as ABC transporter, ATP-binding protein domain containing protein. The record is from RefSeq and is a predicted model, not a curated record. Lineage: Eukaryota; Apicomplexa; Aconoidasida; Piroplasmida; Theileriidae. The coding region runs from base 1 to 4560 and encodes 1519 amino acids. Gene Ontology annotation, cellular component: membrane. Gene Ontology annotation, molecular function: ATP binding; ABC-type transporter activity; ATP hydrolysis activity. The transcript has a single exon. Gene Ontology annotation, biological process: transmembrane transport.
AUGGAGAAAGAACGUGUUGCUCUGGAUACCACUCAUCACUUUUGGGAGAGUGAAGUGGAGGUGGUAAGGAAGAAGACUCUUGCACCAGAUGGUAGGCGAUUCCGCUACUUUGAUGACAGGGGAAUAUUCAACUUUAUCUUUCUGUUAUGGGUAUACAGAUGGGUUAAGGAAACAUCAAAGAGGUACCUAGAUCCUUACAUGAUUCAUCCUCUCCCACUGGCGGACCAGAUUCUUAUAUGGCAACCAAUUCUUUCUAAACACGUUAGUGAUGGUAUUACUACUCUUGAGACUUAUGAAUCCCUCAGUGAAGAUGAGAGGAGGAAAGCCAAGAAGCCUGUGAAAUACAUUCUCUGCAGGGCUAUAUGGCUGACCUUUUGGAAACGACUACUCACCAUAUUUGUUGGUGUCGUUGUUAUGAAUGCAAUUGGAAUGAGUAUUGCAGUUUUCCUGCACAAGUUGCUUAGGUUUUUAUCAGAGGAAGUUUUUAAAUUCGUGACAUUUUUAUCCUUGACUAUUUCGAUCAUUAUAUUAGAGCAGAUAAAGAUGAUUGGUAUGAGUCAUCUUGACUACUGUGUGGAGAGGGUUUCUUUUCUUAUGGAUGCUUGUCUGCGUGUUACUAUAUUUCAACAUGGUUUAUGUUACAGAAGGAAUAACUUUGCGCAUUUUCAGUCCAAAGAAGGAGUUUGCAAGAGUGCGAUUCACAGUUGCUCCGGAAAGGACACAUGCACAGACAAUCCACUUCUCUGUCCUGCCAGGCGUUACAAGAAUAAUGAAGCAACUCCCAAGAUCUACACUUUGAUCCUCAAUGACGCACGUUAUAUUCCAUUUUCCGUUGAAGCAGCCGUUGGAUUCAUUGAUUUCUUGACAUCACUGACUUAUGGCAUAAUUCUCAUGAGUAGUAAAUUUAAUGUAGAGUCCCUGACUAUUCUCAUAGUAUCUUUAUUUUUGUCCGUUUGUAUGUUGUUUGUGGAGAUUAUAAAUGGUUUCCUCUUCAAAUAUUACUUUGGAAUUAGGGAUAAUAGGGUAUCCAAGUCUGAAGAAAUCGUGUCUGACUUACACUUGAUUGAAAGUAUGGCGCUUGAUGAUGUUGCUCAUGAUGCCAUUACGGAAGCCAGGAAUGACGAGUUGCUCUUUGUUGUCAUACGUUUCUUUAUAUCGCUCUCAAAUAAGGUUAUAUUUACAGCGAUCACGUGUUUGGAUAUUAUUAUCUUGGUUACUGAUUUUGUCAGACAGGUUAGGGACGCUACUAAUGUAAAGGACAUUAAUCCUUCUGGAUUGCUAGCCUCCAUCUUUGUCAUCAUGAAGAUUAUUGGCCCAUUGUAUCUGCUUCCAUUUAGACUAAAGUUCUUUGUAAUUUGUCUGAAUUCGUUCAAUAGGGUUGAAAGAUUCUUUAGAACUUGUUCACCAAACUUUUAUCUUCCUGACAACAAGUUUGCUGGGAAGACUACUCUACCAGAGGUCAAUCCUGGCAAGGAUAAGACACUGCCCAAGGGCCUAGUUGUGAUGUUAAAGAAUGCCUCCUUUGCAUGGAUCAAUAGCAGGAAGGAUCUUAUUGACAAUACUGGUGUUACUUGUCUGAGGAACCUUGACUUUGUCCUCAACUCUGGUGACCUUGCCAUAAUUACUGGUGCUCAAGGUUCUGGAAAGACCAACUUUGUCAAGGCUAUUCUUGGUGACAUGACUCUGGUAGAAGGAUCAAUGGCUGUGUUACCUCUCUCUACCAACAUGCCAAUAUUCUAUGCUUCUCAGGAUGUCUGGCUACAAAAGGGUACCAUCAGGGCUAACAUUACCUUUGGUCACAGAUUUGAUGAGGAUGUCUACAUGACUGUCAUCAAGGCAGUUGAACUUGAGCAUGACAUAUCUACCUGGGAAGGAGGUGACCUGCGUACUAUUUCUGAAUAUGGCUACUCUCUCAGUGGAGGUCAGAGAGUCAGAGUUGGACUUGCCCGUGCCAUUUACGCCUAUCUCAUCUUUGGUAAGACUAGUAGGGAAAAUGGAUCUGAACAUUCCUUCCUCGUGGUAAUAGAUGACUGCUUCACUGGUCUAGACCCAUUUGUGGCAAGAAUCAUCUUUAAAAACUUGUUUGAGAGGGGAAAAGGCUUGCUUUCUGGUAGAGAUGCUUCCACAGUUCUAACAAUAUCAAGGCGCAUAUUAGAUGCCUGUGUAUCAUCAGAGUCUCCAGAAUCAUACCCGGAUGCUCCAAUAUACACACUGAGAAACGAGACUCUUAUCCAAGAAAACAGACUCAAGUCUUUGAUAGAGCAUGAAGUUGGUCAUAUUGAACCUCCAAAGCCUUCUGAAGAUAAAAUUGGACUUCACGCUAUGCCUAGCAAAUUACGUAGGAUGUGCAGCUCGGAUGACUAUACUCGUGAUGGACGAAGAAGAUCAACGGAGUCUAGAUACUCUGAUUCUCCUACAGUUCAGAAUCUAUACAAUAGGAUAAAUUUUAAACGUGGAAAGAACAAAAACUUCAAGCCAUAUAUGGUAUAUCUCCAUGCAGCAGGUUGGCCUAUAUUCUUCUUUGUCAUAUUCACUCUUUUAUUCUCAACACUGGAUAACACAAAGUUUGUCAUUACUUCCAAAGUAUCAGAUUCAGUCCUUGAAUAUGCAAAUAAACAUGACGGAAAAUUGAUCUCUAUAUCUAACGUAAAAGAUUAUAGUUUUAGGGCAUCAAGAUGGAUCAUUGUUCUUUCAGUAGUAGUGAUGGUUGGUGCAUUACUUCGUAUAUGUGCUAUGACAAAGGCUUCUUUUAAUGUUGCAAGAAAGGUUCAUGAGUACUCUAUAAACUCUCUCUUUGUCAAUAAUCCGGCCGUUCUGAAGAUCAAAAAGUCAUUGGGGAGCAUAAUCACGUUCUUACACAUAGAUAUGUUCUUCAUUGACAACUUUCUGAGUUACUUGGUUCAUGAGAUUUGUCUAUUGUCGAUCGAGAUUAUGGUUCACAUGUUGACACUAUUUUUCAUGAUGCCAUGGUCCACUCCAAUUGCUCUUCUACUUUGCUUUGUCAUUUUCCGGUACAUUGUAUAUUACUACGUAAAGUCGUGCAGGAACAUUUGCCGUGCACGUUUGGAAUCAUAUGAUCUUAUUGGUUCGACUAUUGAAUCCUCUAUAGUGGGAUCACCUAUAUAUCGCAGUUUUAAAAAGGAAUGGGAGUUGAUACACAGCUUGACUGAGCAUGUUGACUAUAACUUGAGGUGUGACUAUCUUUCAAAGUCUGAAAUAUUUUGGAGUUCAAUUACCUCUAGAGGUAUACUUGCAUUACUUGCUCUGUUCAUUCUUGUUUUUCCUCUGGCUAAGUCUAGGGUUUAUGGUACUGAGGUGCAAGUUGGAUAUUACGCCAUGACAUAUUCUGUCUUUGUCAGUAUAAACACUAUCAUUGCAGUCUUCCUCAAACUCUAUUGUUACCUUGAACUUUACAUGGGUUCGUUUAGAAGAUUUGAGAAUCUUGUCCCUCCAAGCACCAAGAUCAAGUUUGGUAAAAAGAGGAACAUUUACCAGACUGAUAUUAUUCUAGAUCGUUCUGCAUCAAGCACAGAUGAUAAGCUAUCUGACGAAAAUAUCAAAAGCACCAUCCGUACAAGACGUUAUAAUGAACAUGCCAAGAGAAGAGCCGUUCACUGUACUAGUCUCAAGAUGCUUCUCUUCAAGCACAAGGUUAAUAUAUUUGACGUCUCCAAGUAUACUAUCCCAGACAUGACUAGGAUUAAGUUGGAUAAUGUUAGCGUUUACGUCACUGCCAAGGAUGGAACUAAAUUCCCUAUUUUAAAGAAUGUCACAUGCUCGGCCGAUACCUCGGACAUUAUUGGUAUCAUUGGUAGAACUGGUGCGGGAAAGUCUACUCUUUUGUCAGUACUUCAAAACCUGGCUAGGAGCAGAGAUGGUCAUGUUCUCCUAGACGGUUGUGACUUGAAUGACAUGCCAAAGAAUGUAACUAGGCAAGUGAUUGGAGUACUACCUCAACUGCCUUUCGUAUUCAGAGGCUGGACAGUUCGUAGAUUUAUUGACCCUAGAAUGUUAUUUGAUGACAUUGACAUUGAAAUGGCCUUGGAUAAUUGUGGUUUACUCAAGUUCGUCAAGAAUCUUCCAGGUGGCAAGGGUCUUGAUACCAUCAUUAUACCUGACCAUUACCACAAGGAUAUGCCAAGGUAUUACAAGAGAGUUUACUAUGGACCUACUCUAAGACCACAUGAUUCUCCUUCCGCAGAUAAUGUGAACAUUGACUAUGGAUCAGCACUGUCAAACUCACAAUUACGUACACUAUCCGUGGCAAGACUAGUAUUGUACAGGGAAUUCUUCAAGGUUCUUUUGGUUGAUGAGCCUCCAGAGGAUGAACUUGGAGUAACAAAGGAGGGUGUCCCGAUUUACGAACUCAUCAAGACACAUUUUGGACAUUGUACAACCUUUAUUGCAGCUCAUGAUGUGAGUAUGUUACGCUUUUGCACUUCAGUUUGGGUAUUCCAUAAUGGUUCUCUCAUUAGAACUUGCAAAGCCGAGGAUAUCGUAGACAGUGGUUCACUCUCCAAGAUUAUAGAGGAUUGUAUUGCUACACACUUAAUGCAGUAG